This is a messenger RNA of Naumovozyma castellii, 651 nucleotides long. It is a transcript of the gene ERV2, whose product is annotated as flavin-linked sulfhydryl oxidase. NCBI's taxonomy places the organism in Eukaryota, Fungi, Ascomycota, Saccharomycetes, Saccharomycetales, Saccharomycetaceae. Bases 1 to 651 code for a protein of 216 amino acids. The record is from RefSeq and is a predicted model, not a curated record. The transcript has a single exon.
AUGAAUGGUAAUAGGUUUAGUCGAAUAUUGUUACGAUUAUGUUGUAUCUCUGUUGUGAUAGGAUUAUGGGUAUAUUUGAGUAAUUUUGAGUAUUCAGUGUCAUCGGACUCAUUAAGUCAUAUAAAAGAAGUUGUUGAAGAGGCUGAGGUUGAAGAAGAGGCAGCAGUCAUUGAAGAGGAAGAUUAUGCAUACAAGAGGGGUUUAGGACGUGCAUCAUGGAAACAUUUUCAUACUAUGUUAGCUAGAUUUCCCGAUGAGCCUCGUGAUGAAGAUCGAGAUAAAUUAAUUCAACUGAUUGAAUUAUUUGGAGAAUUGUAUCCUUACGUGGAUUAUAAGUUAAAAUAUCAAGAAAAGAUACGAUCUAUACCGAUGCAAACCUCCAGUCGAACAGCCGUUUCUCUCUGGGGGUGCCAUAUUCAUAAUUCCAUAAAUGAAGAUAUUGGGAAGAGUUUAUAUGAUUGUUCUAUCAUUUUGCAAGAAUAUGAUUGUGGAUUUGAAAUAGAUAAACAUGUUGCAUUGACCGGAGAUGAUGAUGAUAGAGAAGAUUAUAAGAAUAGUUUAGAGAUGGAUCAAGAAGGUGAGAAUAAGAAUGGAGACGAUCUUCGCAUUAAUAAAGUGACUAUAGAAAAGGAGGAUAAACAACUUGGAUAA